AUGUGGUAUUACAUCAAUAAGGGCAUAUUGUCGAGUUCAAUCAUUUCUUGUGCAUCGGAGUUCUUCCCUGUUCUGUUGGUUGCACACUGGCUAGCUUGUGGAGGAGCCGAAGAAAAAGCAGAAGACAUCGAGCGACGCCGGCAGAUGCGUCAAGGGGUUCGAGCCACUAAGAAGUCUUUGCUAUGGUUUUUCUGGAUUGCUGUGCCAGUCUCCUCUAUCGCUUGUACAGUGAGAUGGCUGGUGUACUUUUAUUGGACAAUAGAUUUUGAUCACCUAAUGGAAAUUCACUGGCUUACGAACGAUUACGUCUCACUUGUUGCCGACAUCCUUCAACUCAUCCUUUUCACUGUUCUGUACAUGUUCGCUAGAAGUCUGAGUAACGACAGGCUUAUGCCACACACAAAGCUCAUGCUAGAGGAUGAUAUUUCUAUUCUUGUUUUUGUUGCUGCGCGUCAUUCAUUGUCAAGUUUAUCUUGCAAUCAGUUGGAAGUGGAAUUUCAGCGGAAGGAUGGGUUCACUACUACGAAUGAUGCAGUUAUUGCAACCAUUUGCUAUGCUACAAUUCAGGCUUCUCAGUGGCUACAAUACUUGUCUAUGCGACGACUUCUGGCCUUGUCGGAUCGCGAUUGCCGAGCUACAAAGCGAUUUCUCCCAUUGGCUGCCGCAGGAGGGUUGCUAAUGGCUUGGAUUCACUUCGGUAUCACGUUCUUCGACACCUCUGCUGAAUUCAAAUACCUGAACAUGGGCUUCUUCCAACUCGGUACACCUCGAGUGAGCAUCAGUCAUUCCCAUCACCACGAUGAUGAAACACCCGAGGUAACGAAGCGCUUUCAAAACGGCCCCAAUAUUGCUACGAUGAUGCAUGCGGCCAACGUCAUGUACAGAAAACGAAUGGAAAGCGACUGCGAGGUUCGCAUUUCAUAA
This is a messenger RNA of Ostertagia ostertagi, 924 nucleotides long. Lineage: Eukaryota; Metazoa; Nematoda; Chromadorea; Rhabditida; Trichostrongylidae. The record is from the annotation of a GenBank genome assembly.